Messenger RNA from Lichtheimia ornata, 3354 nucleotides. RefSeq lists its product as uncharacterized. The coding region runs from base 1 to 3354 and encodes 1117 amino acids. The record is from RefSeq and is a predicted model, not a curated record. The transcript is spliced from 5 exons. Lineage: Eukaryota; Fungi; Mucoromycota; Mucoromycetes; Mucorales; Lichtheimiaceae. Gene Ontology annotation, molecular function: GTP binding; protein binding.
AUGGGCAAUGGGACCCCUGAUUCAGUGGUGGCGAAAUGGACCACCGCCAUUACCGAUAUCGAUCUUGAAGCUGUCCAACAACUGUUAAGCAGCCAUGGCGACGACUUGCUUUGGCAACCACUCGACAAGGAUGCAUUUAUCAACCACCGCGACAUUGUUGCUCAGCUUGAACAGGCGCAGCAGUUACUCGGCAACGACCUUGAUAACAUGUCAGCUAUCCCGUUUUUGCUACUGGAUCUUGACGAGAAUGCAACAAGCCUCAAAGGAGAAGAACACAUUAUGCAAAGAAAGAGAUCUGAACUACUCCAAUUUCUUAUUAAACACACAAAUCCAAACGAUUUGAAUUCUCAUUUCUGGGGUUCCUGUCACAAUACAACAUUGCAUUUGGCAUCCUUUCUUGGACAUACUCACAUGAUGGAUCAACUUGUACAACAAGGCGCUUCCAUGGAUAUCAAUAAUGAUUUGGGUCAUUCAUCCACAACCAUCAUCACAGCAACAAAGAAGGAUUCAAAAUCACCACGUCCCAAGAAAUCAGCUGAACGAUUCAAACAGCAGCUGGAUGAGAAUAGCAGUAGUCAAGAUGAAUUAUUACGACAUCAAACAAAGCGUCAACAAGAUAUUGCUCGCUUGGCAAAACGUUCAGCUGUCAAGAACAAUCCUCUCUUUAAAAAGUUUGAACAAUCACCUUCAUCAUCUUCUUCCAGCUUGGAUACAACAACAACAACAACAACAGGACGCAAAUCACCACGUCGACUCAAUGUACCUGAAAAGGUGGACCUUGUGCGUAAAAACUCAAAGGGCAUCAGCUCGCUAAAGAACAAGUCCUAUGUCACAUCGAGCGUAUUUCGUCAAGGCGAAUCACCAUCACCCUCACCAUCGCGUAGUCCUUCACCUUCCAUUCCUCCACCACCAUCACCAGAACCAUCCCAACAACCUGAUACCAACACCCCAUCAUCAGCCAUUGUCAAAGAGGAAGAGGAUAAUGAUGAUGCAGCUACAAUCGAGGAAAAUCAACCACAAUCAUCAUCGAUUACAAAAGAGACGAGCAAGGAUGAGGAGAUAGAGCAACAAAACGAGUCAUCGACAGGAAAAGAGCCAACGUCACCUGAGCAAUCACCUGAAGAUUCUAAAGAUGUACACUCAAAGGACAAUGAUGAAAAGAUGAAGCAAGAAGAUGAUCCACGCGAUAUCCCAACAUCGUCGACUGCAGACAAUGAUGAUGAUGAUGACAUUAUUCCGGUUGACAACAAGGAUGAGGAUCAUGAUGAAGAACAACCAGAUACGCCAACACAAGCGAAUUUACAUCGAUCAGCAGCUUCCGAUUCUUUGAAAUCAGCAGCUUCUUUACAAAGUGACAAAUCGGAGGACAGCAAUGUCAGCAAAGUAUCACCAAGCGCUGAAGAGCAAGAGGAGGAGGAGGAGCAACCAUCAACAAUGAUCGAGGACAAGGUUCCCAGUGACAAGAAUACAGCAAGAUUUUCGAGUGAUAGCAAUCAAUUAUUUGAAGCUCCAGCGGCCAUUGCUCAUGAUGAUAAUCCUCGUGCUAGUAUGCGUAGUGAAAUGAGCGACCAAUUCUUUGACAGUUACGAAGAAUGGAUCGAUACACCUCAAGGUCGCAUGUCACUCACCCCACCCGCUCGUAUGAACAACAAUGAUAAACGACAAUCAUCAUCACCUUUACGUCAAUCCAUCAUUGCUAUGAUCCCCACGCAUGAAGAAGAAGAAAAAGAAGGAGAUGAUGAUGAUGAUGAUACAACAUCCCAACAAGGAGAAGCAGCUCCACCAAAGACAUCUUCCGAGUUUGAUGAAACAUCUGUUGCUUCGCGUACACCCCCAGCAUCUUUUAGUCCACAGCAAAGACGAUCGAUGGGUACCGAGAGCAUUGAUACUUUGCCACCACUAAGUAUCAAAGGAGAAACAGGGGUAGAAGAGGAAGAACAAGUGCCACCAUUACCAGUGAAUGAGAUUACUACUGCUGCUGCCAGAACACGAGCCUCUCAUCAAAGCGACUAUGGCAGCAUAGCAGUACAAUCAACAUCCUAUUAUGUGGCUUUGGAUAAGCAAUCUGAAGAACGCAAAGAAGAGGAGGAACCAUCUCAUGAGGAAGAGCAACAACAAUCGGCCUCAGAGACCGAUACAAUUCGAUACACCGAAGAACGCAUAAAUGAAAGCACACAACAAAGUCAACAACAACAAGGCACCGAGGAAUAUGGCAACAUUGCAUUACGCACGACCUCCAAUUAUGUGACACAUCGACUUUCUCAGCACCAUCACCAAAAGGGUGAAUACGAGGAAUUUACGUCUGACUAUCGACCUCCUAGUGUGAAGCUUGAAUUACCCGAGAUUAAGACACAACAUCCAGGACAAUCGACAUCAGCGUUUGGCAAAUUGUAUAUCCGCAUCCACAGUGCUCAGGAUAUCCUGCUUCCUUUACCCAAGUUGACAAGCUAUGUGCGAUGCGUUGUGAGUGAUGGCGAAUUUGAAUUCAUGUCGCGAUACGAGUUACUUGGCCAAAAGAUCACGUUUGAUUAUGAAUGUAUCAUUGAUGCACGACCGGACAUGAUCAUCACAGCAGCAUUGCAUGUACGACCUGAUCCACACGUGCGACCCAAAACGGGACUAAGCAAGUUGCUCACAUCGGCUCGCAAGCAACGGGAAACUAUUGGCGGCUAUGUUCAUCCUGACGAUGGCGCUAUUGGACAAACGCGAUUUGCACUUGGCCAUAUGAUUCAGGCAUGCAAUCAAAAAACAUACCAAGCCAGCUUGGAUUGCUUCAAUUCGUGGUAUGUUCGAUCGUCACGUGAGCAAAAACGACAACAAAGCAUGGAUGAGGAUAUCCUCAAGGUGGUAGGAAGCAUGUCCAUGGAAAUGCUUUAUUUGCCUGUCACCGAUCCUACCCUUCCUAUCCCCAAGAAUCUAAGAGAGUGUGAUUUAGCACUACGGAUACGACAAUGGCAUGAUACUUGUUGGCAUAGUGGCUAUCUUUCCAUACGUGUAGCAGGCUCCAAGUUAUGGGAUCGACAUUAUUGCAGGUUGAUCGGAAGUCAAUUGCUUGGCUAUGCAUCCAAGACGGCUUCUUCAUGGACACCACGUGUACAAUAUGAUAUUGCAGAUGCAUUAAGACUCGUUGCUUCUUCGGAUCAAGUCAUUGUGACCCUAGUCGAUGUACCUGAUACCCGCGUGUUCCAAGAAGACACCAUCAUUGAGGAAACCAGCCGAGGAUACUUCCGAAUCACUUUUCCAGAUAUUCAUGUCGACUGCGUAUGUGAUGAACCCCAUGAAAGUGAAGCUUGGGUCAAAAUGUUGAAAUCCAUGAUCGGCCGAGUGCCCCUGAAAGUACCAUUCUCCCUAUAG